UCGGUGACAUCUGCCAUGGAGUCAAGUCUCCAUCAGUCAAGUCUCCAUCAGUCAAGUCACAAUCAGUCAAGUCUCCAUCAGUCAAGUCGUGCCUUGUGUGCCAGGAGUCUUAUUGUGAACUUCACCUCACACCACACCUGAGGGAUCCAGCGCUGCACAGACACCAACUUACUGAUCCGGCCACCUUCGCCACCAGUCACCUCUGCAGAAAGCACCACAAGCCGCUGACAAUGUUCUGCAAGAAGGACCAGAAGCCUGUUUGUGGUCAAUGCACAGAGAGGGAACACAAACACCACAAGACCGUCCCCAUGGAGGAGGAGAACAAGAGGGUCAAGAUUCCUUUGAGGGAGAUGAUAUCCAGCAUUCAACCGAUGAUCCACACCAGACUGAGUAAAGUGAAGGAAAUACAAAAUUCAGUGGCUCUGAGCAAACAAAUCACAGAGAUAUAGAGAGAAGUGCUCAGAUCUGCAGCAUGCUGAUAAGCGAGAGACAGCAUGCCGGGCUGGUCGAGGAGCUGGAGAAGAGGCAGCAAGAAGCUGAGAGGAGAUCCGAGGAGCUGUUCCAGGAGCUGGAGGAGGAACUCAAUGAUCUGCAGAUGAGGAGCAGCGAGCUGCAGCACCUGGAGCACACUCAGAACCCUGUUCUUCUCGUACAGAGUUUCCCGUCUCUAAGGCGACUCCCUCAAACUAGAGAGUGGUCUGAGGUCGCAGUCCACUCAGAUAACUGCAUGGGGGUGGUGAUGAGAGCUGUCUCCAAGCUUGAGAACAUCUGCCAAGAACUUGCCAACAAACUGUCUGUAGAAGAAGCAGAUAAGAUAGAUCAAUAUGCAGUCAAUGUCACUCUGGAUCCUGAGACUGCUUCAGGCUGGCUGGUCCUGUCUCCAGACAGAAAGAAGGUAUUGUCUGACUUUUGAUCAUUAAAUUAAAUGUAUGAAGAGCACAGUCCUUCUAGGAAACUAGUAGUUCUUCAGAGUAGAUUGGAUGUUUUUCACAUUUAGAGUCUGUAAAGACAGUGAAUUUUUCAGAAACUGGUUUAGCUUUUGCAUUAAAAACAUCCCCUGCUGUGGUACAUUUUACUGUAAUAGAUUAGGAAAUUAUGAGACAUGUUGUCACAUGAAAAUUGGAAAGGGUUGUGUUGUGAGAAUCCAAUUCAAAGGGGCUCAAGAUAAAACUAAAAUGCUCUGAAUGGGAAAAUGAUAUAUUGAUAUAUUAUAUUAGGCCUAUAUUUAUUGUACUGCAAUAAUAUUUGACCAACACUGGCCUGCAACAGGCCAACUUCCAUGAGUAAAAGCUUUUAUUUUAUUAUUCAAAAUAAUCUUUACAAAAUGAUAUUGCACUUGUACAUAAAUGUUAAUAAAAUGUGUUACAUUUUUAUUGCACUGCAAAUUGUCAUUCCAUAGCCUAAAUGGGCAAUGGAUAACUUAAAAUUGUGAAACUGAAAAUAAAAGUUAUGUAUUGAAGAUAAA
Messenger RNA from Perca flavescens (yellow perch), 1465 nucleotides. RefSeq names its product E3 ubiquitin-protein ligase TRIM21-like. The coding region runs from base 473 to 913 and encodes 146 amino acids. The record is from RefSeq and is a predicted model, not a curated record. Lineage: Eukaryota; Metazoa; Chordata; Actinopteri; Perciformes; Percidae. The transcript is spliced from 6 exons.